AAGCAGCCACGGGCAUUGACAGGCAAUAGAAAUAAUUUCCAGUAGAUACUUAAAAUAGUCUCACUUUCUUCCAUUAUUCAAUUCAAUUUCGCAACUCUUUUGGCCUUCAGACGUUGUUGGUCAGAUGCAAAAAGUGUCCAGCAGACACAGCAGCCGAUGGUACUAUAAUAUUACUUGCUCGCAAGAAAAACAAGCACCCCAAAAGAAGAUGAACAUACGAAGCUAGCACCAAGGUCUCUACCGGGGACCUGUUUCUACCUGCGGAUCGGAGGAUCUUGAAACCUUGCUUAUUCCACCUCGCCCGCGAAGAUGGACAUGCUUUUCGACGGACCGGAGGAGAUGGCGGUGGUUGGGGCGGGCGUGAAGAAAAAGUUCACCAACAUAUCGACCACGAACAUCAAGGGCGGCGGCUUUCACUUCAACAAGCCGAGCUCGCCGUCGAAAAAAACAGCCGAGGAAGCAGAUAUUGCUAUCCUGUUCAAAAGUAUAGUACUUGCGCAGAAGUAGUUGUAAAACAUUUGAUGCACCAAAUGCAUAGAACAUGACAAGUUUUGUAGCUUCUGGUAAAUCAGAUGCACCAAAGACAUAGAACAUGACAAGUCUUGUAGCUUCUGGUAACUCAUCUGCAUGGUAAUAUCGACGUUGCAGUUUUUGUGAAUAAAAAUGAUGAAAUGCAAUGUAUGCAAGUAUUUGUCUUUUCCAAUGCAUAACUGCCGGAAUGAACCACCAACUGACGGUGUACGGACGCAGCGCCUCGAAUUCCCCCACGAGUUUGCGGAACAGUAGGAACGACCUGGGCAUGAGCUCUGGCUUGGCCACCGCCAACAGCAACGCGGACAGCAAGGCGCAGCUGGACGAAAAGAUGGCCAGUAUGGAGCAGGAUUUGCAAAAGUUACGCGUGGAGCUGCGGUCUCUGGCCGAGAAAAACGGCACCGAUAAAGACGCACUUUAUCAAAGGGAGAAAUGCCCCCACUGCGGAAGUUGCAAAAAUUUGCGAUGCAAAGUUUCCAAAUGGAAACUUUUUGUCUUGCGUGAAAGGACUAUGAGUCUUCCUGAUGCAGGAUACAGGUAAGCAAGGCAUCUCUUACAAGACAGGCCCGGCUGUUGCUGGGGUCUUCUGCAACACAAAUUUUAGCUAUUCAGCAUUGAAAAUUUGUGAUGCUCAAACAUGCAAGAGGAGGAAUAUUUCCAUUGGAAAGCUUUGCAAUACAAAUGCUGCCAGGUCGUUAUGGGGUGGGAGCAUUUUACAUUGUAAUACACCGAUGGCAGAGUACGGGGGUAGGUUGCGGGCCAGUUACGACAGCGUGCUGUCGCAGCUCGAGAUCGAGUACGAGGGCCGGAAGGAAAGCGCCAAGCAGAAGUUGUACGACCAGCCAGCGAGCUCGGCAGGGUUCGGGAAAGGCAGGUCGGCGGGAAAUCAGGUAUUAUAAUCUACGGACCGUGCAGCUCGGCAGAAGAUAUAUGAAACCUGGUCUGCGUAUCUGAUGAAAAGGCUAGGCCUUUUAGUGCUAUUCUAUUAAUACCCAGAACAAAAAUUUCAACCCUUUGAUAUUAGCAGACCGGUAAGUUGUAGAUUCUUCUAUCUCGUCUCUCAGGCACAUCGGUUUCGGCUGCCCCCGGAUGCCGCUACGGUAGAUGCGCAGGACGAGAUGCUCUUUCUCCUGAAAAGAUGUUUCCAGCGCCAGGCCAGCACACCGGGCGGUUUGGAGAAAGACAUAUUUGCAACGGACGAGACCGUGAAUGUGGCGAAUCUGUGCCUCGCUAUGGAGGUGUUUUUUUCGAACAUUUGUUUCUGCCACCAGAGCGUCUUGUUUGAUGGUAAGUAUGUGAGCCAGUAGUUUCUGAUCAAAAAGCGCACUCGCAUGUAGUUCCUAGUACUAUCCACGAAAAAUCGAAUACAGGUGGACCCCGCCCUCAAACCUUGGCUCGGGCGGCUAGCUCGCUUAGACUGUUACACGGACGAAACCCUGACCCUGCAAGAGGUGCUGCUCUCUAUGCGGAACGGGCACCCGAGGUCGCGGAUCUCCUACACCGAAUUCCGCGAGUACUUCACUCGCGGCGGGUCGCAGGCGGGCGUAGUAGGAGCUGCCGACGCUUCCCAGAGCCCCACGAAAGACGCGGCGGGCGGAGCCGGCGGCGCGGGGAAGGCAACGGCCAAAUCCAAAUCCUCCUCCCUGCGCGCGUCUACGGAGAACAAUACCACCCCCAACUUGAAGCGCAGCAAGGCCACCGGCUCGACCACGGCCUCGUCCUCUAAACCACCGGGCGGAAACAAACAAACGGCAGCGAAAAAACCAACCACGCCGAGCACGGCGAAGGCAAGUAACAAGGCCAGUUCUACCUUCGCCAGCAAGCCGGCCGAUUUGAAGGCGUCCCUGGACGCAAAAACGAAGGCGGCCCUGGAGCUCCAGAAGGACAUAAGCGCGUUCCCGGGCAAGGCGGCGCCGGUCUUCACCGAAGUCCGAGCGGAAGACGCCGGCGCUUCCACAUCAAACGGCACGACGAGCAAGAAGAAACCAUCGCACACCUUCGCGCUGAUCGGGCUCCGCGUGCUGCUCGAGCAGGAGUACGGGGAUUUGGACUCCGUGUACCGGAAACUGGACCAGGAGGGGACGGGCUUCGUUUCCCUGUCCGAAUUUACGCUCGAACUCCGAACGCGGACGGACCGCUUUGAGCCCGGGUUCGCGGACGGAAGCAUCGAGACCGUGAUCGAUGCCCUCCGGAACGAGAACGCCCAGAUGGACAUAAGUGAGCUUCUCGGCAUCCCCGUCCCAAAGUGGAGCAACGCGGCCGAGCGAGUGGACGGACGAACCCAGGUGGUGCCCAAAGACGAAGCCUUCUCCGCCUUCACCUUUGGCCAGACCGGGCCGGGAGGCGAAGAAGGUUUGAGCUAUUGAUUUCGUUUCAUCGUCGGCAGGAUCAAAAUACGGCAUGCUGCAUGCGUAAUGCUGAAGUGCGAUUGGUAAAAAUAGAAUUAUAGAAAACCAUGAAUCGAAUACAUUCUUCAUCUUCUAUCAGGCGCAAAGCUCGAGCUUCCGGCCCAAAAGUUUCAAAAUUUUAUUGACGACGUCGCUGCGGGGUCACAGUCGACGGGCGAAAAAAUGGGCGCCAUGCACUGGCAAGCAUUGGAGGAUUUGUUCAAGUCCAUCGAUACAAAAAAAGUAGAUGUGCAGCGGUUUUUGUACAAGGUACAACUUCUUGCAACUUUUCUCCUUGUUUUUCCGCGCCGGUGCUGUUCUUCUUUCAAUCUCGAGUAAGUCUUGGCACGGGAAUUCAAUCUUCGCAUGAUUUUCAGGUCCGCGACUCGUCGGAUUCGCCUUUCGUGCAGAAUAAUUGGCUGAGCCUCAUUGUCGCCGAUACGCGGGAUCCGGUAACCGCCGAGGCGCGGGGAGUGACUUUGGCACAGUGCCUGGAGUAUCUCGAGGACUUGAAAGUGUACGAGUCGCAACCGUUCUACUUCUUCCAGAAGCGGCUAGAAGAGGCCCCGAGCAAGCGAUACCCGAAGCUGGGGGAGUACGUCCCCGUGGACGCGGAGAAGGAAGUGGGCAACCAGUGGCUCGUGAAGAACUACAAGGUGGAUGCAAAAAUCCUCCGGCGAGUCUGUGAUGUUUUCACGAGCUGUCAGAGCACCAAGCCGGAGUUUCCGGUGCGGAAGGCGGAGUUCAUCAUGCAGCUGAAGCAAAAGGCAAGCCUGCUGGCGGACCUGCACAAAACACCGGUCAUGAUGGUGGAGGGCGGCGGGGAAAAAAGUAUAAGAUGUGUAGUUGCUGCAAUGAGUUAUCAGCUGAUGUAUAGUCGUACGUAUGAUUGUGUAUAGGUUUUAAGCAGACCCUCUAAAAAACCACAGCAACAGUAACCAUUCUAAACCAAACCCCAGGUUCUCUCUCGCCACUUUGGGCAGAGAUCAUUCCUGGCCUGGCUGGCUACAGUAAAGACAUGCUGCAGUGGUCGGACGUUUUGGAGGUGGUAAAGGCAAGGUGUGACGUCUACAAGGCUAUCACGGACGGCAAGCAGGCGGCAAAAGAUGCUCCCGGAGAGAGUGCCACGAAAAAAUCGCCUCCAAGCAAAAAGAAGAUGAAGUACGAGCCCAUAGUGGUCACGACCGCGGAAGACGACGACCUCCCGGCCGCGGCGAAGGAACUCCAGGCAAUGGUGCAGUCCAUCGAACGUGGAGACCAGGAUGGCCGCUUUGCUUCUACGUCGCCGGAGAAGGGCGGCCCAGGUUCUUUUUUUCUUCGGGAAAGGGAUGAUUUUAGUUUUUCCGAUUGUCAUGCAAUUUGUUAGAAACUUCAGCGAGUGUCAGUGUGAGCUUUUGCUUUAUCGCCGUUCAAUAAGUAUUUUGAAACUCCACCUCCUACUGCCCAGGCUCGCCUGCGCCCUUCGUAGCGCCAAUCGUAACGCAACCCGGCGACGAGUACUCACCCAACAAAAAGGGGCGGUCCCUGUCCCCCAUCCCGCCCGCGGAGAGCUUCGAUCUGGUGAGACGGACGCAAGACUUUUCGCUCGUCAAGGGUCCGGAACUCGCUGACAUGAUCGAUAACACACUGGAUGUAGAGGACCCGGCAACGGAAGCCCAGAACCGCGCGCUCAUGCCGGUGGGCAAGUUGCAGCUCGUGCUUGACGCAGACUACUCGGCGUUUCUACAGGCCAGCCAACCGGAAACGCGGCUCGAGGCGGUGCGGAGAAGGGUGUGCACGGUAUUAUAUUUGAAAAAAGGUCUUUGACGAUGCAACAUCUCCUGUCAGCCGGAUUUGUCUAUGAAGUAGAGGAAGUUCUUUUCUACGUACUACUGCGACAAAACCAGGCGCGAGUAGUGAAUUAGACUCCUAGAAGUUCUGAUGUUCUAGACCUUCAUUGAAGUAAUUCUAAAAUGCGUGCAGGUCCUCGAGCUGGACCCCACGUGCGUAAGCCUGAAGUCGCUCUCCCGCAAGAACGGGCUCCUGCAACUCGACCUGGAAACCGAGCAAGUGAGCCCGGACUCGGCGGACAAGCGGCUCGGGUUCGCGACCCAGGGGAGUUUUGACUUGAACGGCGUGAUUGGGUACAGAGUAGUCGAUCUCCGGUUCCAGGGCCGGGUCUUCAUCGAGGACGGCGAGAAGAUCUACCUCCGGCCCAACGUGGCCACCUUCGGCAGUACCGGCGACAGUAUAGCACCCGCCGCUGGACAAACGCAAUUCCCAGCAGGGCGGGGAAACAAAACUUUGUCCAAGGAAGAACUCACCGAGGAGGAGCGGAAGUACGCGGACUGGUCAAGUUCGCGCAACGUGCUGGAAAAACAUGGGGAGAAGUAUGCAAGUACACCGAGCCUGAUCAAAAUGCCUUCCUUUGCCGCCCCAGACAACUACUGGGAAUUGAGGCGUAUAGUUCUGGUUCAGAAGAUGAAGAAUAAAUUACGGUGGCCUGAUAGAUUCAUGAUGUUGUGACAACCCUAGCGUGCGCCGGGUUCAUCUUCGAAGAACUUGCUGCGGAGAUCAACGCACUGCCUUGUUUUUGCGUCGUUCUUGCGUGAUAAUGAUCACGAGGUCUUGUUGCACUGAUCCAACAUUUUUGUUUUAUCAAUCGAAAAAAUUUACAGAGGGCACGCGCAUCCGCGACCGGCGGCUGAACACCAUGAUAUCGGAGCGCGACAAGGAACAAACCGGAAGCACCAAAUUUGUCGCGAAUCCAGUUCCGCAACACAUCUACCUGCCGCGGUAUUCCCAGCUGGACCUGGCGGAGAAGGCGAGAAGAUCUAGCGCGAAAAAUCUCGCGCGCCUGAAUUACACAAACGAAAUAUCCUGAGUAAAAACGUCCCCACACCAGAGUCAAGAUGGGGACUCGGCUAGACAAAUCCACAAAUUUUGGCUGUUUUGCAUGACAAAUUUGAACUCGUAGUCUAGUGCUGUUUGACCUACCUCAGCAGCAUCACAGAUCUACUAUAUGAUGCUGAUUGGAGCAUGACAAAUUCCAAAACACGACUGCGACAAGCUCUUUAUGGGGCUCCGCAUGAGAAACAUUUUCACCAUGCAGAUCUGCAUCAUUGUGAUGGCACUUAGGAGUCCGCCUGACCCACCCGCCCUGCGUCUCAGGCCAUCUGCGGCUAUGGCACAAUGGGGGGGCAAAGUGUGUCGCAUUUUGUUUAGCAUGACAACUCUGGGGUGGGGACGUUUUUACACAGGAUACGAAACCACCGGGGAACAAAAGAACAACGCAACCACCGAGCGGCCCGCGACGACACGGGGCCGGUCCCUCUCCCGCGGGGGCGAGAGAGACAUCAGUAGCUCGGAGACAAAACGCAUGCGCAGCCAGAGCGCCGACGCGGGAAAGAAUGCUGCGCAACCGGUUCUCACGUGGGACACGGUGAAUAAGAACUACCAAGAGAGCAGUAAGUACCAGCUGUACAAGGCAAAUCGCUCCGCUUCCGUUCCACCAAAGUAUGACAAAGUGUACCAGGCCUUGUAUGCGGACAAACUCGCAGAUGAUGAGGAGAAGGUGCAAAAACCCUUCGUGGCAAACGGAUUUAAGUGCGGAAAGCCGCUGCCACAGAAACAAGAGGAACCGGAAUGGCCCCUGAAGGUCAAGGAAGUCCCAAACUUUCGCCAGAUACACGUCAGGAACCAGAGGCAGUUUGUGGAGAAAAAGUAUUGUUUUGGAUGUCAUGUUGCCACCUCAACUGGUGCAUCGUCUGUUUCUGUGGAAUACUUGGCAUACGCCGUUUUCAUUUGCAGGUUCUUGUGCGUAGAAUAAUUGGUUUUCAAAACAAUUUUCAACACCCCAACACACCAUGGGACGACCGAAUCUUUUGUCAAUUGAAUGGGAACAAAUCAUGCAUGAUCACAGGCAGGCGUACAAGCAGGCAUUGGGCGUGACCGCGGGGAAGGCGUUCAAUUUCACGGCGAAAAAGCGGCUGAUCCGUGCGCCCCCGGUAGACGAGACGGACCUGCGGUGGCAGAAAGCGACCGGCACGGUGAAGAAGCCACGGGGGCAGAGCUCCUUUUCGCGCCCGAAUCUGAUCGAAUCGGAAAAACCCAACGUGAUGCCCCCAAAGACGACGGCCAAAACGCUGCAGCAACGGCAGCACACGGCGCAAAGGAUACGAGAAAGACAACAGCGGGAAGACGAGCGCAAACGUGAACUGGAGAGCUAUUUACCGAGCGAAGACACUAAGGAACGCGUGCAGGCCACGCUGAAUAAGGAGAAAAGCACGCAGGGUAGGAUAAACUGCAUUGAUUUGUUUUGAACUACGGGCUGAAAAGGAAUAAAUUCAACAGAUUUUUGGUCGGUGCGUGCUGCAUUUUUGCACGGUAGGGGAAGAAGUACUUCUGAGUACCCUAGUGCAAAUCAAUUUGCCGUGUGAAGAUGUUUCCGAAAAAUGAAAAUCAGCGAUGGAGCUCGAGCGCCGCACGUACGAGUUUCGCAUGGGCCAGAUCGCCACGGAAAAGCGGUGGAAGAAGCAGCUGAAGGAAAUCAAGGAAAAGCUGAACAAUCGCCCCCUCCUGAUGGAGCGCACGCAAAUGGAGCAGGCCCGGGAGCGGGCGAGACAGCGGGCGCUGCUGCGGGUGAAGGCCACCAUGGAGCAAAAAGGCGUCAAAAACGUGGACGCCCACUUCAAAAUCGAGGAGCUGAACAUGAUGGAAGGACUGUAG
Messenger RNA from Amoebophrya sp. A120, 7625 nucleotides. The record is from the annotation of a GenBank genome assembly. NCBI's taxonomy places the organism in Eukaryota, Dinophyceae, Syndiniales, Amoebophryaceae.